Messenger RNA from Lactuca saligna, 1323 nucleotides. The record is from the annotation of a GenBank genome assembly. Lineage: Eukaryota; Viridiplantae; Streptophyta; Magnoliopsida; Asterales; Asteraceae.
AUGAUUUCGCCGGAGAUGAGGUUUCCGGCUGACGUUCAUCGAUUCCUAGAUUUAAGCAGUUUUGAUCUCUUAAUUUCCGAGAGAUUAGAAGUUAUUCCUUGUUUUGUCUCACAAAUCGGGUUUUCUAAGGAUUUAGGCGGAUUUCUUGGUUUUUGUGCCUCUUGGUUUGGUGAUCCGAUGGAUGAGAGACUAGUUCAUGUGCUGUGUUUUUACUAUUACAGCCAUUGGAAUUUUGUUUCGGAGGCUCAAAUUGAUAAUCUGGGAAGAAUAUUUGGUAUGCCUUUGACGAUGAAGAUACAGCCAAUCGAUUCAACCACACCGGAAUGUUUCGAGUCGGUGAAAACUGUGCCGAAGUCUCGGUUGAGACGUCUCUUUGAUUUCUCGAGUUUUUUGAGAGGAUCGGCGGUUGCGGAUAGGUUCGUCGCCGGCGACUCGCAAUGCGGCAAAGACUGUUCAGAUGAGUUCGAGCCGAGCUCUGUCUGCUUGGACAAAAUGGUCCAGAAUUUCAUAGAGGAGAGCAACGAGAAGCAGUCUGUGACCGCAACCAUCAAGUGUGGCCGGCACAACCACCACCAGUGCAAUUGCGUCAACGGCAACAACUUCUGCAGUAGCGAUGGUUCCGAGGAUGAGUUCGACUCAUUCAAUUGUUUCGGCAACUCUAACAACCACAGUUCGUCGACCGACGCAUGUGAUCUCCUUAAGAGUUUGGUGAUUUGCGAGACAGUUUCUGAAAGGAAUUUGUUGGCCGAUGUUUCUAAAAUCGUUGAAAAGAACAAGAUCUGUAAGCGGAAAGAUGAAAUCAGUCGUAAGAUCGUCGCCGAUGGCCUCCUAGCUUCAGGAUACGCCGUUUCUGUCUGUAAAUCCCGCUGGGAAAAAACUUCAACCUAUCCAGCAGGAGAAUACGAGUAUAUUGAAGCUUUGGUUGAAGGGGAUCGUUUGAUAAUCGACAUAGAUUUCAGAUCGGAGUUUGAAAUAGCAAGAUCCACGAAAAGCUACAAAGCAAAACAGAGCCUGAAGAAGAAAGGAAUGCCUCUACCUCCAUGGAGAAGAGCUGAUUAUGUAAAAUCCAAAUGGCUCUCUCCCUGUACCCGAAUCAUCAACAACACUCCCACUGAUAAUAAUAAUAAUAAUAAUACCCAAUCCAUGGUUAUGAAUGACCCGAUUUCAGACCCAAAAGACCCGAUUUUAAUGGAUGAAUAUGAAGUUAUUGGAGGCGCUGAGGAAGGUCUGAAAGAAUGGGAGCCAUUAGAGAUCAAACCGAAGGUACCAAAGACCGGAGGUAAAGUGGUUAGCGGUCUAGCUUCUGUGAUCGAAGGCAACUGA